AUGACUGGAGAGAAGAAACUGUCCAACAAGGUUAUCAACUGUAUCACACAGUUGCCCUAUAAGAUUGAGAAAAUAAGUGAUGAUGACACGGAGGCUAACGAUCCAUCCUGUUGGUCAAUUGAACCAAUAAGUGGUAAUUCCGCUUUGCAAUCAAGUCUCAAAUAUUUGAACGAGUCACCUAAUUGGGAACACCAUAUCGUUGCAUGGACCGGUGAAAUCCUUAACUCAGAUGAGAAUCCCGAUAGAUCCAUGUAUUUGACGCAGGCUGAAAAGGAAGUCAUUGCCACCAUGUUGCAAGGGAAAGAAGCUGAGGGUUGCACCCACACUGUUCAUCCGGUAUGGCUUUUAAGGAAGGAUCAAUACCGUUGGAGGAAAUUUGCUGAAAACGUUAUCUGGCCUGCAUUGCACUAUAUCUUGAAUGCACCGGAUGACGGUACUUUAGAAAACGUUUGGUGGUACGAUUACGUGAAGUUCAAUGAAGCUUACGCUAUGAAAGUGGCCCAAAUUUAUCAACCAGGUGAUAUCAUCUGGGUUCAUGAUUACUACUUGAUGUUGCUUCCUCAAUUAUUAAGAAUGAGAUUCAACAAUGCAACCAUUGCAUACUUCCAUGAUACUCCUUGGCCAUCAAACGAAUAUUUCAGAUGUCUUUCCAGGAGGAAGCCUGUCCUGGACGGUCUCUUAGGCUCCAACAGAAUUUGUUUCCAAAACGACGGUUUCGCUAGACAUUUUGUUUCCAGUUGUCAAAGGCUUUUGGGUUGUACUGCAACGAAAUCUAGCAAUUCAAACGCUAAUAACUCAGACGAGUAUCGGAUAACGUCUUAUGGUGGUGACGUUUUGGUUGACUCUUUGCCUAUCGGUGUUGAUACGGAGCAAAUACAAAGGGAUGCGUUCUCUCCAGAUGUCGAUGAAAAAGUUAACGCAAUCAAGAAGGCUUACGAGGGAAAGAAAAUCAUAAUUGGUAGAGAUCGAUUGGAUACUGUCAAAGGUGUUUUACAAAAGCUACAGGCGUACCAGGUAUUCCUAGCUAUGUAUCCGGAAUGGCGGGGUAAAGUGGUUUUGAUUCAAGUCAGUGGUCCAACAGCUAAAACCGAUGCAAAUAUAAAACUUGAGUCUCAAGUUAACGAAUUGGUGUCGUCCAUAAACGGUGAAUAUGGUAAUUUGAACUAUAGUCCUGUCCAGCAUUAUUACCUGAGAAUUCCCCAAGAUGUUUAUUACUCCUUGCUAAGAGUAGCUGAUGUUUGUUUGAUUACCAGUGUUAGAGAUGGUAUGAAUACAACUGCAUUGGAAUUUGUCACAGUUAAAUCACAACUAUCCAAAUAUAAUUGUUACGCAUCACCAUUGAUUUUGAGUGAGUUUUCUGGUACUUCUACGAUCCUAACCGAUGCAAUAAUCAUAAACCCCUGGGAUGCGGUUGCUGUGUCAAAGGCUAUAAACAAAGCACUCAAAUUAACACCGGAACAAAAAGAGACAUUAGAACUGAAGUUGCGGAAAGAAGUUCCUACGAUCCAAGAUUGGACAGAUAAAUUUUUAGGUAAAGUGGUUGAUCUUGUCGAACAUAAGAUAGGAAAUCAAAAGAUUACACCUGCCUUGAAUCGUCCUUUGCUCUUAAAGACUUAUAAGAAGGCCAAAAGACGUUUAUUCUUAUUUGAUUAUGAUGGUACAUUGACGCCUAUCGUGCAGGAUCCUGCAGCUGCUAUUCCAAGUGCAAGAUUGUAUUCUAUAAUAACCAAACUUGCUCAGGAUCCGAAGAAUAAGAUAUGGCUCAUUUCAGGUCGUGAUCAACAGUUUUUGAAUAGAUACUUUGGUACCAAAAUACCACAAGUAGGUUUAAGUGCUGAACAUGGUUGUUUCAUGAAGGAUGUUAGCAGUGAGGAAUGGAUUAAUCUCACAUCUAAGUUUGACAUGUCGUGGCAAAAAGAGGUGGGGCAAAUAAUGGAGGAAUACACCAAGAAGACUCCAGGUUCAUUCAUCGAAAGGAAAAAAGUUGCAUUGACGUGGCACUAUAGAAGAUCUGAUCCACAAUUGGGUGAGUUUAAUGCAGACGCCUUGAAAACUUCACUAGAGAAAAUAACAGAUGGUUUAGGCGUCGAAGUUAUGGAAGGUAAAGCAAACAUUGAAGUUCGUCCAAGUUUUGUAAACAAAGGUGAGAUUGUUAAAAGAUUAGUAUGGACACCUCAUGGAGCGAAACAAUUAAUCGAAGAUAACUUCUCAAUUGAUGAAAAUGUCCUAAGAGAUGAACUGCCGGAGUUUGUUCUUUGUCUCGGUGAUGAUGUAACCGAUGAAGAUAUGUUUAAACAGCUUAACCACAUUGAAGAGCAAUGGGACGAGAAAUACCCUAAUUUCGAAUCCUCUGAUGGCUUUGGUAUCUAUCCUGUUACUGUUGGUUCUGCUUCCAAAAAGACGGUCGCAAAAGCCUACCUCACUGAUCCACAACAAGUGCUAGAUACUCUAGGGUUACUUGUUGGAGAUGUCUCUUUAUUCCAAAGUGCCGGUACUGUUGAUCUAGAUGAUAGAGGACAUCUGAAGGAUAGUGAAAGUAGUUUGAGAUCUGAGCAAGCAAGUGCUGCAUAUGCCAUGAAAAGAUCGACAUCUUCAAACAAUGGUCUGAAAAAGUCAUCCAAGAAUAAUUAA
Kluyveromyces lactis is the source of this 2631-nucleotide messenger RNA. RefSeq names its product trehalose-phosphatase TPS2 (gene TPS2). Gene Ontology annotation, molecular function: catalytic activity. The record is from RefSeq and is a predicted model, not a curated record. Gene Ontology annotation, biological process: trehalose biosynthetic process; cellular response to heat; fungal-type cell wall organization. Bases 1 to 2631 code for a protein of 876 amino acids. Gene Ontology annotation, cellular component: cytosol; alpha,alpha-trehalose-phosphate synthase complex (UDP-forming). The transcript has a single exon. Lineage: Eukaryota; Fungi; Ascomycota; Saccharomycetes; Saccharomycetales; Saccharomycetaceae.